UGGGGGGAGUCCUAGUUCCGGCACAGCCGGUGCUAGAAAAAUUCACUGAGAGUCGAGGGGACCUGAGCGUGAUGUUUCCGUGGGGCGGGUCUCUUUAAGAAAUCCGAGCGCGCUAGCCCUUUAAGGUGGGAGAAGGAGGGGCCAACAGGAAGUAUGUCCGGCACCGGCUGCCUGGGCAGAGUCAGGGCAUUAGGGAGACACCGAGCCGACCGGUGCUGCCCUGCACGAACCCGACCCAGCCCCGGAUUUCCUAGCAAACAGACUUCUGGAACCUCCUCCUCCCCCAACUCGAUCUCGCCACCGAUCUGGUGUGCGACCUUGGGCAAGACUCUGGCCCUCCGCGUCCCCUCCGUCCCGGUAACAUGUGGGGACUGGAGAAGACGGUCUCCUAGGGCCCCGCGUGGGCCCUAACGUUCAAGGGUUAAGAUUCUCCCCAUCCUAUCGAUCUACCGUGGCCGAUGCCUUCCUGCCCCCACGUUCCAUUUCCUUUGUUGCCGCUCCGAACGUUCCCAUUAGCUGCAGCCCCAAGAGUUUUGUUUCCUGCAGCUCGGAACGUUCUAUUUGUUGCAGCUGCAUGAAAUUUGUUUAUUACAGCCCGGAACGUUCCGUUUCUUACACAUCGAAGGUUCCGUUUAGUGCAGCUGCAGGAGCUUUAUUACAGCCCGGAACGUUCCCUUUGUGGUUGCCGUGAGGUUUCUGUCUGUUAGGAUCCAUCUCUUGCCAUCUCUAACAUUCCGAGGCCAAGCUGGAAUGUAACAUUCUGCUGUUCAGGCCGGAAGGACCCCCUUAGCGCUUCCCUUUCCGUGUUCCUUACACAUCCAGCAUUCCCCGGAGCCUUGGAGGACUUACAUUUGAUGUUCCAGGAUCCUCCUCGUUCUAGCAUUCUCUCCCCACCAUUCGGGUCCUCCUACAGCUCCAAAGUUGUGUCCUCUGUUCCAAGGCUCCCUCCUGCGCUAAUCGGUUACUGAGACAUUCCUCGCCUGUGAUCUCCGUGUACUCAAGACUGCCCUUUCUCACAUCCCCGCCUCCACCGGUCCUAGUUUGCCUUCUCAGACAGCCUAAGUGACCCUCACUCUUCCCCUCCCCCCCCCAAUUCCUUUACCAUGAACAGGACCCCCCUGAAGCGCUCCAGGAUCCUGAGGAUGGCACUCACAGGGGCCUUGGAGCCCCCGUCCGGGGAGGGAGAGCCGGGGCAUGAGAAGCCAUUUUUGCUGAAGGCAGUACAGAUCGCCUUGGUUGUGUCGCUUUAUUGGUUCAUCUCCAUCUCCAUGGUCUUCCUAAACAAAUACUUGCUGGACAGCCCCUCCCUGCGCCUGGAUGCCCCCCUCUUUGUCACCUUCUACCAGUGCCUGGUAACAGUGCUCCUGUGCAAGGCCCUCAGCCUGCUGGCCAGCUGCUGGCCGGGCACCGUGGACUUCCCCUCCAUGCGGAUGGACCUGAAGGUCUCCAGGAGCAUCCUGCCCCUCUCCGUGGUCUUCAUCGGCAUGAUCACCUUCAACAACCUGUGCCUCAAGUACGUGGGGGUGGCCUUCUACAACGUGGGCCGCUCACUCACCACGGUCUUCAACGUCCUGCUGUCCUACGUGCUGCUCAAACAGGCCACAUCUUUCUACGCCCUGCUUACCUGCGGCAUCAUCAUAGGCGGCUUCUGGCUCGGCAUAGACCAGGAGGGAGAAGAGGGCACCCUGUCGUGGGUGGGCACCCUGUUCGGGGUGCUGGCCAGCCUCUGCGUGUCCCUCAAUGCCAUCUACACCAAGAAGGUGCUGCCCUCCGUGGACAGCAGCAUCUGGAGGCUGACCUUCUAUAACAACGUCAACGCCUGCGCCCUCUUCGUGCCGCUGCUGCUGGUGUUCGGGGAGCUGCAGAGCUUGGCCGCCUUCGACAAGCUGGGCAGCGCCCAUUUUUGGGGCAUGAUGACGCUGGGGGGGCUCUUCGGCUUCGCCAUCGGCUACGUGACUGGCCUGCAGAUCAAGUUCACCAGCCCGCUGACCCACAACGUGUCGGGCACAGCCAAAGCCUGUGCCCAGACAGUCUUGGCCGUCCUCUACUUCAAUGAGACCAAGAGCUUCCUGUGGUGGACGAGCAACCUGAUGGUGCUGGGUGGCUCGUCGGCAUACACAUGGGUGAAGGGGCUGGAGAUGAAGAAGGCACAGGGGGAGCCGAGCCCCAAGGAGGGCGAGAAGGAUGGGAUGGGGGUGUGAGCCCCCGGCCCUGCGCAGAGACCCACUGUGGGCUGGGUGGGCUGGAAGGGGCGGGGGGGGGGGGGCACAGGAUGUGAUGGCAGACCACUCUGAGGGGGUCAGAAGGAUUCUUUGGAGACCUCGAGUCUGUCAGCAUCUGGGGCAGUGGGGGCUGCAGUCAAAAUAGCUCUCUCUGGAGUGUUUGACAGUCUCCAGAGUUCUUUCCUCACAGCUGCCGCGUGUCGUUGUGUGUGUAUUAUUUCCCCAUUUUAUAGGUGAAGACACUGAGACUGGAGCAGUGAUGGGUCUCUUGGCCACUGAGCGCCACAGUCUUCCCGGCAUUUCUCUCACUACUGCCCAAAAAGAGGCAUCAGACCCUGGGUCAGGAGCAGCCGGAGCCUGCCACGGGGACCACUGCUCCCCUCCUCGCUCUGCUGUUUUUAGACUUUGGAGGAAGAAUCUCCUGUUGUCACCGUGGCAACCCCAAGCCAGGGGGAUGGAGGUCUCCAUCCUGCUGUGAUUCUUCUUCUCCCAUGGAGAAUUGUGGAUGGUCAUGAAGUCUCCCUGCCUGGAAGCAGAGCCCUCCUCCCUCCUUCCAUCUCCAUUCACCAGACCCCUUUGCAAGUAGGUGCUAUUUGCCACGCCACAUCAGAGAAAACUAGGGCCUUGGCUCCAAUGAAGAAAAAUGGACUAUCUUCCCCUCGAGGUGUCCAGGAGCCGCUGAGAGUGGCCGAGGGCUGGGGAGGCGACUUUGGAAGGAAGAUCAAAUGGAGGCUGGCUCUGGGAAAACGAUUCCCUCUGGAGAACCAUCCUUGGGCUCAGUCUCUGCCCUUCAAGGUUCCCCUGGCCUUGACUUGAGGAAGAACAGACUCAUUCCUCAGCCUGUGGCAGAGAUCAGGUUCUCCUUUGGCCGGCCACGCCAUCCGUCCCGAUCUGGGCUCAGAUUCCAGUGUGGAUGAGAACCAUCCAGUUGUCCAUUUAUACAGCCGCCAAUUUAUACAGCCGGUCUCUUAAGGGGAUGGCUUGUGCUGCGGUUUCCUUGAGCAGCCUCGUGUUUGGUCUGUGGCUCCUUUAUCUUCUGAGCUGGGAUUCAGUGGGGAAGGCUCCCCACUGUAAAGAGACUCCCCUUCCCCACCUCCCCCCCACCCCCAAGUCCCUUGUGAGAGGAAUUUUGGACCUUACCGACCAUUCUCUUCCUUCCCACUCCACCUCCAAUGAAGGCCAGGAAAAUGUGAUUUUUUUUUCUCUUAAUGCUGCUUAUGUCUUAUCCCCAAAUAGGGGCCAUUGGGCAUUUUAUUCCCAUGUAUUCCCUGGGAGGGAGGUAGGCUUAGGAUCAUUACAGGGUCUCCUCUGCCUCCCUUCCCUGUUUCCUACAUGUGCUAAAUAUUGACUUGAUUCAUAGGGUGACUUAAUAAAAGAUGAUUGUGAGGAGCACAGCAUCCUCAUUCUUCCAGAUUAAAUGUUGGAAAGGGGCGAGAUCUGCCUUGGAGAGGUGCUUAAUAAAUAUUUGUUGAUUGAUUA
Messenger RNA from Monodelphis domestica (gray short-tailed opossum), 3701 nucleotides. RefSeq names its product solute carrier family 35 member C1 (gene SLC35C1). The record is from RefSeq and is a predicted model, not a curated record. NCBI's taxonomy places the organism in Eukaryota, Metazoa, Chordata, Mammalia, Didelphimorphia, Didelphidae.